This is a messenger RNA of Linum trigynum, 1369 nucleotides long. NCBI's taxonomy places the organism in Eukaryota, Viridiplantae, Streptophyta, Magnoliopsida, Malpighiales, Linaceae. The record is from the annotation of a GenBank genome assembly.
CCGCCUCUCUUGUUCUUCUCGCUGUUAGGUUUCCACAGAAAAGAAAAAUUCAAAUUUACAGUUGUGGAAUUCUGGUGGAUCUUUGGAUUCUUCCCUUUUAUCACAGCCAGUUGCAAACCAAGCAAGCCACAGUCAACUUUCAAUUCUUCUCCUUCCUUUUUGAUUCUUCAACUGGAACUUCAUGACUCUAUUUCUUCAGGUAAUUCUGUUUCCCUUCGCUUUAUUUACUGUUCUUAUUCUCUGGGUGUUUGUUUGAUUUCCCAUGGUCGCCAGUGGAAAACCCUGCUCUAGAAUCUUGGAAAGUUUUAUACUUUAACUGUUUCAGCGCUCGAUUUCUGCUACGUUUCCCGUGAAAUGUCUUCAUCAUUCGUGCAGACAGUGAUGAAUUUCUGCUGGGUUGCUUGAGAAAAUGAUUCUUCAGGCAGGAGCUUCUUCCUGCUUCAGCUCAAUUCCACCAUGCCCAAUCUCGAGCUCCAAUCGCCAACCCUCGUCUCUAACGACUCCCAAUUUCAUCUCAAUUAGAUACAGAAAUGGUAGAAUGUGUGAGUUCAAUGAUUUGCAUAAAGAGCUGGUCCCUUACGCCGACGCUUGGAAAUGGCAAAAGGACAUUGUUGCAGAGAAGAAAGCUCUGGUGGAGACCAACCACGAUUGCCCUGAUACAUUGAUUGUGCUCCAGCACCAUCCUGUCUAUACUUUGGGUAUGGGUAGUUCAUUGGAGCACCUUAAUUUCGACAUGAACGAUGCUCCAUUCAAUGUAUAUCGAACUGAGAGAGGUGGAGAAGUUACUUAUCAUGGACCUGGGCAGUUAGUUAUCUACCCAAUAGUUAAUCUCCGAAACCACAAGAUGGACAUCCAUUGGUACCUCAGGGCGCUCGAGGAGGUGAUCAUUCGUGUUCUCUCAUCAGCAUUCUCCAUCGAGGCUUCCCGAGUUGAUGGCUUGACUGGAGUCUGGUUUGGCGAUCAGAAACUGGCUGCAAUUGGGGUGAAGGUUUCUCGGUGGAUAACGUACCAUGGAGUUGCACUGAAUGUGACCACGGAUUUGGCGCCUUUCAAAUCGAUAGUACCGUGUGGGAUCAAGGAUAGUAGGGUAGGCAGCAUCAAGUCAUUGCUGGGCUUAGAUGAUGAAGCUGAUACUCAGCUAAUUGAAACUGCUUAUAAGUCGUUGAUUAAGGAGUUCUCUGAGGUUUUCGAACUUGGAAUUGACCAUAUAGCUUCCUCCCCCAUUUUAGAGGGUUUAGAGACUUAGCUUUCAACCUUCCCUUGUAUGAAACAUGACUUGGAGGGAAUCACUGAGUUCAAAACUGUAAUGGUACAUUAACUUAACUGCAUUGCUCUACGUUUUUGUUAGCAAGAAAUAAACUCAUUUACA